UAACACACCUCCUGAUGCACCAGUCUCAGAGCCACACGACCACCUGUACCAUUCAAUCCGGCUCCCUUCAAUCAAGCCUGCCACACAUAUCUUAUGCAUAUGCACAUGUCAACCCAUGCAUCGUGAAGGCAACGACCCUGCAACUCCGCAGCGCCCCCACCCGGCCCCGCUGGACGAUGCCACCGUCACGCCAUCUCCAUCGCGGCUCGGCCUCCUGCAGACUCCGCCGCGACGGCCCGGUCGGGGUCUCAAACGGGCUAUGGAGGCAGAGGCCGAGGUCCCCGAGCACCACGAAGCAAACCCUCGUGGACUCCUCCAAACGCCGCCACUUCGUCCCCCGCGCCGUGCACGGUUUUCCACCGGACCCAUCGACUUGACCACUGCUGGUACAGACGCAACGUCUGACGCAGACCGUCCCGUCUCGCGUAAAGAAGAGGCUCAAAGUCUUGCUUCUAAUCCCCAUCAGGGAGGGAAACAUCAUGGAGAGAGCGUGGAUGAUGACGGUGCAGUGGGGCGGGGUGAGAACACAUUGGAGCACUUAGUUGAGAGCACAGAACAACUGCAGGACAACACCACGAACGGAAAAUCUGAUGGGUUUCAGGUAAUAGAUAGCAGCAAGAAGGAACAGAAGAAACAGUGUGAGAAGGAACAGAGAGAUGAACAUAUUGCGCAUGAGGUGGAGAAUGGGGAUAGGCACACUGAUGACCCCGAUCAGCUGCAUUAUGUGGACAAUGAGACGUACGACGAGGAUUCUUUGGAACACUUGUAACUUGUCGGCAUUUACGAACCGGACAACUGUUACAGGUUGUAUAAAAAUGGCUGAAAUAUAGAUGAACACAAUCAGACGUAUAACAGAGAACACUAGGACAAACGUAAUUAAGAGGGCUCUAGAC
Messenger RNA from Colletotrichum destructivum, 893 nucleotides. RefSeq lists its product as uncharacterized. The transcript has a single exon. Bases 116 to 769 code for a protein of 217 amino acids. Lineage: Eukaryota; Fungi; Ascomycota; Sordariomycetes; Glomerellales; Glomerellaceae. The record is from RefSeq and is a predicted model, not a curated record.